AUGUCCGAAAACCUUGCUAUCGGUUGCCUGGCUAGGGAAGGUUGUAAUAAUAUCGCGGUCGGCCCCCCCAAGUAUCAGUCUGCAGAAGAGCGACAGGCCGCGAAGAUAACACGACAACGAAAUCAGCGACAAGCCGCCCAAGCGGCUAAACGCAACACCUUCUUUGAUGAAUACUACUCGGCCGGUCCAUCUGCAACUGGUGAACGCCCGAUCGCUUCUCUUCCUGGCAUAGCGGCGUCGUCGGUGACCCAUGAACUGGAAGAGUUGCUCCCGCCGUUAAGCCCCAAUCCAGCUCCUCUGGAGCUCGAAGAUAGCUCUAUCCUAAUUGACGAGCCGCCUCUAGAGCUCAACAGUCUCGAACCUGCCGCUAGUCCUACCCCUAACCUUCCCGAACAGUCCCGACCAACGCACAGUGAGCCCCUCGAGGGUGAUCUAUCAAAUUUAGAAACCGGAAGCCCUGCCCCAGCGGCUGCCGAGGAUCGCGAGGAUAUUUGCACGCUGGCACGCGCGCUGGCCGACCAGCUGUAUCAGCAUCACGGCUGUUGUCGGGAGUGCCAUGAGCAGGCCCGUGUGGCGCACCACGAGACGCAUUCGGUUCAUACCGGGCUGGGGGAGUAUGUGGACCAGAUUAACAUUGAUGGCGACUUCCCAGAUGUGUUGGGCUCGGCUACGAUCGCGGCCCGCGAGUCCAAUCUCGCCCAGCAAGUCACCAAGGCACGAAAACAACAGAUCUACUGCGGCAUCGAUCCUCACAAGCCCGAUGAAUCCCCAACGCAUCUCUGCGUGGCAGCCGACCAUCGUCCCGAUCCUUCCUUGGGCGUGACUGUUGAUAUCGAUAGCGUGGGUAGGUUUGUCAGUAGUCUGGCGGUAGCUCGUCGGGGGAUCCGAUGGCAUCCUACGCAGAUGGCGGUGUCCGACCUCCAGUCCAGCCUGCAUCUAGAUCCGGUUUCAGUCCAGUAUUUCGACUCAACCGGGCAGGCCCACCAUGUUCGCCGGCCGGUCCAUCAAGUGCCGCACUAUACCUUUGGUCGUCUAAUUAGAUUCGAAGAUAUCUCUCUGUAUCUACUCUUUCCCCGACUGUACCGGGAAGAUCAGCAAUCCAGCCGUCUGCUAGACCAGGAUUUCACAGCAAUGGACGGACGAAAUCCUCCUCCCAAUCAUCAAUCGGUGUUAUUCCGGGCGACCUGA
Molecule: messenger RNA, 1188 nt
Organism: Aspergillus terreus NIH2624
Lineage: Eukaryota; Fungi; Ascomycota; Eurotiomycetes; Eurotiales; Aspergillaceae
Exons: 2
Coding region: 1-1188 (395 amino acids)
Source: RefSeq, a predicted model, not a curated record